Molecule: messenger RNA, 418 nt
Organism: Racocetra persica
Lineage: Eukaryota; Fungi; Glomeromycota; Glomeromycetes; Diversisporales; Gigasporaceae
Source: the annotation of a GenBank genome assembly
UUAUAUGAUCAUUAUCUGCCAGAAAUUAAUGCAGAUCCUAAUGAUAUAAUCGGCCCUACAAAAAAAAAUUCUGAAGAAGAUAAUAGUAAUGAUGAUAGUAUAGACGAUCUUGAAGAAGAUAAGGAAGAGAAAAUUCGACCUAAUUGGAUAUUCUUGUCAGAAAUAGAUCCGAAUUCACACAUUAAUAUUUCUUUUGAUCUUGGUUCCCGUGACAUUGACAUUAAUUAUAAUUGGGCCAGUGUGAGCAGGCAACGGUAUCCCAACUUUGAAGGUGCUGAUAACUUUAUUCAAUACUCUUGUGAUAAUACUACGGUCUCAGAAAAUGAAACCGAUAUAACGAUUAAUCGUAAAACACUAAAUGAGAAACAAAAAUUGGUGUUUGAACAGAUAGAAUCUCAUUAUCAUGUAACACUCUCAG